AUGUUCCCAGUCGCCUCGAUCCUGGCCCUGUACGUGGCAGCAGUGUCAGCAGCUCCUGGUCAGCCGACUGACAAGGCUUUCGACUACAUUGUUGUUGGCGGAGGUACUGCUGGAGUCGCGCUGUCGACCCGUCUCAGCCGGGGGCUGCAGAACGCGACAGUCCUGGUCAUCGAAGCAGGUCCAUCAGGGCUCGGCGACGAGCGCAUUGAGAUUCCGGGUCGGAGAGGUUCGACGUUUGGGAGCAAGUACGACUGGAAUCUCACUACUGUGCCGCAGGAGGGAUCAAAUGGCCGCGUCUGGGUUCAGACCAGAGGGCACGUCUUGGGUGGGAGCUCCGCACUCAACCUCUUCUCAUACGAUAGGGCGUCUGCGCACGAGUAUGACGGAUGGGAAGAGCUUGGUAACCCAGGGUGGAACUGGGACUCGAUGCGCUCUGCCAUGAUGAAGUCUGAGAAUUUUACCUCGGCCAACACUCAGUACUACACCGGGAGCGAGGGCGUUGGCAAUGCUGGACCUAUCAAGGCUCUGAUCAACCGGCUCAUCCCCAAGCACCAAGCCCCGCUGUUCCCGGUCAUGAACAGCUUGGGCAUCGAAACAAACCUUGAAUCAUUGAACGGCAACGUUCUGGGCGUUCUGUACUCGCCCAACAGCAUCGAGCCGACACACUACAACCGAUCCUACAGCGCCAACUCUUACCUGCCCUUAGCCGGUCCAAAUCACUUCGUUUUGACAGAUUCAAAGGUCGCCAAAGUCAACUUGGAGACUACCUGCCAUGGCAGCCAGCGUGCUACCGGCGUGACUCUUGUCGACGGAACCGUCCUAACUGCUCGUCGCGAGGUUAUCGUUUCUGGUGGAGGUUUACUGAGCCCCUCUAUUCUGGAAAACUCCGGCAUUGGCAGGGCGGAUGUUCUCUCUGCUGCUGGUAUUAGUCAGAUUAUUGACCUUCCAGGAGUAGGUGAAAACCUCCAGGAUCACAUCCGCAUCCAGAGCUCGUACGAACUGAAGAGCAACUACACUGGAUACGACCGUCUCAAGUACGACACAGUCUAUGCUGCUGAGCAGCUCCAGCUCUGGCGGCAAGGCAAGACUUCAAUGUACGGAUACUCUGGGAGUGGAUACACGUUCACCAACUGGAACCAAGCUCUCGGUGACGAUGGAGAAGCAGCGCUUGCUGCCCUUGCUCAGACGGCGAUUGUGGAUACCAACAACCCGGUUGAGAAGAAAAAACUCCAAUGGCUCAACGAUACAACGGUACCUCAACUGGAAAUUCUUUUCAGCGACGGAUAUACCGGCGUCAAGGGGUAUCCUGCUUCAGGAAGUCCAGGUUACGGCAAAGACUACUUCACGCUCAUCGCGGCCAUUAUGCACCCACUGAGCCGAGGGCAUGUCCACGUCAACCCUGCCGACCCCUUGGGACCACCUCUCAUCGACCCGAAUUAUCUUUCAAACGAAUACGACUUGCAAGCAGCCAUCCAAGCCAUCAAAAAGUGUCGUCAGGUCGCUCUCACCGAACCUCUCAGAUCCACGUGGGUUUCGGAGUAUGAGCCAGGCUUGAAUACUACGACAGACGCACAGUGGCGGGACUUUGCUCUCAGGACCACCUUAUCCAUCUAUCACCCAGUCGGCUCCUGCGCAAUGCUCCCGAAGGAAGAUGGCGGCGUCGUUGACCCGUCACUAAAGGUCUACGGAGCGGAGAACCUCAGGGUCGUGGACGCAAGUAUCAUGCCAGUCCUAAUUUCAGCGCAUAUUCAGACUGCAAUAUAUGGAAUUGCGGAGAGAGCUGCUGAUAUCAUUAUUGAGGCUGCAAAAAAGUUAUGA
Colletotrichum lupini is the source of this 1818-nucleotide messenger RNA. RefSeq names its product choline dehydrogenase. The transcript has 2 exons. The record is from RefSeq and is a predicted model, not a curated record. NCBI's taxonomy places the organism in Eukaryota, Fungi, Ascomycota, Sordariomycetes, Glomerellales, Glomerellaceae. The coding region runs from base 1 to 1818 and encodes 605 amino acids. Gene Ontology annotation, molecular function: flavin adenine dinucleotide binding; oxidoreductase activity, acting on CH-OH group of donors. Gene Ontology annotation, biological process: secondary metabolite biosynthetic process.